AUGUCACGACACGAAGACCUCGAUCGCCUACCAAACGGAAGAAUUACGAACGAUUACUUGAGAAAGUUAUGUAAAAGCAAAGGAGGGUACAUGACGGAAAAGCUAAACGAAAAGCUUUACCUUCAGCAUAAAGGGGUAACAAAAAUCGAGAAUUUAGAUAAGUUUACCGGAGUGAAAGUCUUGUGGUUGGAAUCGAACGCUGUGAACAAAAUUGAAGGGUUGGAGUCUUUGAAAGAGUUAUCCUGUCUCUACAUUCACCAAAAUUGUAUUGAACACAUUGAAGGGAUUUUCCAUUGCCAAAGUCUUCAUACCUUGAACAUUUCCGAAAACUUUAUUAGCCACAUUCCUGAGGAAUUGGGAAAAUGCUGUACCAAUCUUCAAACUCUGGAUUUGAACAGCAAUCAAUUGAGAACUUUGGAUUCUAUCAAAGCGUUGAAAUAUUGUACAAAGCUAUCUAUUUUGGACCUUAGUAAGAACAAGUUGUUUGAAUCAAUCCCCGAAAACAUGACUCAAGAGCAACUAAUUGAAGAAUUUCUUGCAACAUUGAGAUCACUCUCAGAAUUAAAAUUGCUUCGGCUUGAGGGAAACCCGCUUGUUAGAAUGAUUCCCAAUUAUCGAAAGGAAAUUAUAGCACAGUUUCCAUCUUUAAACUAUUUGGACAAUAUGCCAAUUUUCGAGGAUGAACGAAGAACAGUAAAUGCUUGGAAGCGAGGUGGAGUGGAAGAAGAGAGAGAGGAAAGAAAAAAAAUUGCUCAAGAGAAGAAAGAUAAAGAGAGGAAAAACUUUGAGGCCUUUGAGAAAUUAGUUGAAAACGCAAGGAGAGAAGCACAAAACAAUCACAAAACUGAUGAAAAAGAAAAUGACACCAACCAAGAUGACGAAAUGGUUGAACUCAAGACUCCAGACGCAGCUGCUCUCAUGACUUUGAAAACCAAUCAGGAUCAAGAGCAACCAACCAAAACAGAGGAGAUACCAGUGGACGAUGUUGCACGUAGUGACGAAGAAAGUUUAUUUGACAUUGAAUAA
Naegleria lovaniensis is the source of this 1026-nucleotide messenger RNA. RefSeq lists its product as uncharacterized. Lineage: Eukaryota; Heterolobosea; Eutetramitea; Acrasida; Naegleriidae. The record is from RefSeq and is a predicted model, not a curated record. Gene Ontology annotation, molecular function: protein binding. The coding region runs from base 1 to 1026 and encodes 341 amino acids. The transcript has a single exon.